AUGGCUACCCUCAUCCGCCCUCCGCCCGUCGACCAUUCGCAAUCCGAGAUCGAAAAUGUCCUCGAACUGACCCAGUUGUCCGACAUCGACCCCAAUCUCUUCACCAACACGCGUCCGCUAUGGCAUCCACCUGGUGCGCGCGGCAUCUUCGGAGGCGCCGCCAUCGCCCAGACGCUGAGUGCAGCCCAGAAGACGGUUGACCCUGACUUCACUGUACAUUCCAUGCACUGCUACUUUGUGCUUGCUGGCAACGCAGAGAUACCCAUCAUAUACCAUGUAGAGAGGGUGCGAUCGGGAAAGUCGUUUGCCACGAGGACCGUCCAGGCGCGACAACGCGGAAAGGUCAUCUUCACAACUACUAUGAGUUUCGUGCGCCAGAACAGCGGAGGAGCAAAAAAGGUCGAGCACGUCACUCCCAUGGCAGACGUACCGGGUCCCAACGAGGGCAUGGACGACAUGGAACAUCCCAGCGGCCACAGCCCCUUCCAGAGUCAGAGAAUGCCAAUCGAGAACGACGACUCCGAUAAGCCUCACACCAAGAAGUGCCGACAGUGGGUGAAGGCACGCGGUCGCAUCUCCCCCGCCGGCGGCCACGAAGCCCAUCUCUCUGCUAUUGCCUACAUGUCUGACAGCUACUUCAUCGGCACCAUCGCGCGCACCCACAAGUUAUGGCGCUAUUCCACACAACGCAAGAGUGCCGCAAAGUCUAGCAUUGACGAAGACGUGCUCAAGACACUGCUGGAGAUGGAUGACGCUGAGCUGAAGCGCCAGAAGUUUGUCGACGAGGCAGAUAUCCAGCGCAUCCAGCGUAUAAAGAAUGGCGAAGACCGGUCAAAGGACACUGACGCGCCGCCUGAGAUUGGCAUGAUGGUCAGUCUUGACCACACCAUCUACUUCCACAACCCUCGCAGCUUCCGGGCUGACGAGUGGAUCUUCACCGAGAUGGAGACACCCUGGGCUGGUGACGGCCGUGGACUUGUCUUCCAGAGGAUGUACACCCAAGACGGCACACUCAUUGCGAGCUGUGUACAAGAGGGCCUCGUUCGGCUUAAGCAGAACGACAGCAAGCUGUAA
This is a messenger RNA of Alternaria postmessia, 1074 nucleotides long. RefSeq lists its product as uncharacterized. Gene Ontology annotation, molecular function: fatty acyl-CoA hydrolase activity. Bases 1 to 1074 code for a protein of 357 amino acids. The record is from RefSeq and is a predicted model, not a curated record. Gene Ontology annotation, biological process: fatty acid catabolic process; acyl-CoA metabolic process. Lineage: Eukaryota; Fungi; Ascomycota; Dothideomycetes; Pleosporales; Pleosporaceae. The transcript has 3 exons. Gene Ontology annotation, cellular component: peroxisomal matrix.